Messenger RNA from Williopsis jadinii, 1299 nucleotides. RefSeq lists its product as uncharacterized. The record is from RefSeq and is a predicted model, not a curated record. The transcript has a single exon. Gene Ontology annotation, molecular function: amino acid transmembrane transporter activity. Gene Ontology annotation, cellular component: vacuolar membrane. Lineage: Eukaryota; Fungi; Ascomycota; Saccharomycetes; Phaffomycetales; Wickerhamomycetaceae. Bases 1 to 1299 code for a protein of 432 amino acids. Gene Ontology annotation, biological process: amino acid transmembrane transport.
AUGGCGACGGUGGGCUCUGAAGAGAGACCACUGAUCGAGGAUUCGCUUCAUCCAACUUUCUCCUAUAAUGCCAUUGAAGAAGAGACAGAUGCGAGAAGUGUACGAACAGCUGCACUCAAGAAUACUGGGAAUUCCACUGCUCCCCAGACGAUAUUUAACGGUAUCAACACACUAAUAGGAAUUGGUAUCUUAUCUUUGCCUCUGGGAAUGCGCUACGCUGGUUGGAUUCCAGGUAGUGUCAUCUUACUGGCUUGUGCACUGAGCACCCAAUACACGGCGAAGUUGCUUGCCAAGUGCCUCCAAAAGAACGAUGAACUUAUGACCUAUGGUGAUAUUGCCCAAUACUGUUUGGGGAACGUUGCACAUUUCAUCAUCGUUGCUACCUUCACCGUUGACCUUUUAAGUGCAGGCAUAUCAAUGAUUGUGAUAUUUGCAGACUCGUUCAAUGCACUGACAGGAGUGGAUAAGCUGGUCUUCAAGAUCAUCAUCUCUUUCCUCUUCUUCCUGUUCAGCUUCUUGAGACUGGAUAUACUGUCACAUCUAAGUCUCCUUGGAAUCCUAUGCACCACGCUCAUCGUGUUCUCUGUCAUAAUCUGCGGUCUGUUCAAAACAGACGGCCCAGGGUCCUUGCUACACCCUUCACCAACGUCACUAUGGCCACAGGAUGCACAGAAUCUGUUCCUCAGUCUCGGUAUCUUCAUGUCACCGUUUGGUGGCCAUGCCAUAUUCCCUGAGCUGUACAGAGAUAUGGUGCAUCCAAAGAAAUAUAACAGAUCCGUAUCCACAAUCUUUGGAUUCACAUGGAGUGUCGACUUCGCCAUGGCUGGCCUUGGCUAUCUGAUGUUUGGUGAGGCCGUCCUCGAUGAAAUCACCAAAUCGAUCAUGGUUACACCGGGCUUCCCUCAGUGGAUAAACGUUGUCAUAUGUGCCUUGAUGGGAAUACUCCCAGUGUCAAAGGGGCCACUCAUCACACGUCCAAUCAUCACGAUGCUCGACCAAUACACCUCAUCCAAGACCACGUAUAACAAGCUCCCUUCGAGCGUCAUCCGCGCCAUUAACAGGUUUGUCAUUGUUCUCAUCUUCUUCAUCACCUCCCUCGUCUUCACUGACUUUGGACGCAUCAUGUCGUUCCUUGGAAGCGCCAUUUGCUUCGCCAUCUGUAUCAUUUACCCUCUGACCUUCUACCUGAUCAUUUACUACGACGAACUGUCCGUCUGGAAGAUCACUGCCACGGUAAUAUCCAUCAUCAUCAGUGUCAUUUUGGCGGUUUGUGGAACCACUGCGGUGGCGUUAGUGUGA